Hymenoscyphus albidus is the source of this 1066-nucleotide messenger RNA. The record is from the annotation of a GenBank genome assembly. Lineage: Eukaryota; Fungi; Ascomycota; Leotiomycetes; Helotiales; Helotiaceae.
CACGUGAAAUGCCCCCAUUCUUUGCUGCCCGGUAGGAUGGGUUAAUUCCUUUUUGGUCUUCUUGAGUGCAACGAAAACCACCGCAUAACUCAAGAUUUCGGCAAAAUGGGAGAUAAUGUGACAACCGAGUAAUUGUGUUUUUAUUGUCUGGUGUUUUUUUGCGCUAACCUUCUGCACAGAUUUAAGCCCGUGAGGGCGUGUAUCUUCGAUAUGGACGGUCUCCUCAUCUCUACAGUAUGAUGCCUUAAAUUUACAAUAACGGUUGGCUGACUUUGUCCUUAGGAAGACAUCUACACUCUAUGUGCCAACAUCGUACUAGAACGAUAUGGCAGACCUCCGAUGCCAUGGUCAAUCAAGGCGAAACUCAUGGGAGUUCCUGGAUCCUCAGCCGGCGACGUUUUCCACGCAUGGGCUCAAGUACCUAUUCCCCGUGAACAGUUCGACAAGGAACGAACAGAUCAACAAAUCAUACAUUUUCCCAAUUGUCAACCUUUACCUGGCGUCGAGAAGCUUCUGACUCACCUCAAAUCCGCACAUACCAAGAACGAAGACAAGGUCCACAUUGCCUUGGCAUCAAGCUCCAACAAAUCCAGUUUUGCUUUAAAAAUUCAAAAUCCCGCGGUGAAGAAAAUGUUUGGGGCUUUUGAUGAGAAUCGUCGUGUUCUGGGUGAUGACCCGCGAGUUGCAAAGGGACGUGGGAAGCCAGCUCCAGAUAUCUUCUUACGGGCUCUUGCCUGUAUCAACGAAAGUCUCCCAGAGAGAGAAAUACCAAUAACCCCCGAGGAAUGCUUGGUUUUUGAGGAUAGUGUCCCUGGAGUCGAAGCAGGGAGGAGGGCCAACAUGAGAGUGGUUUGGGUACCCCAUGUUGGUCUGGCUGGCGAGUUUAAGGGUAAGGAAAAAGAAGUUCUUGCGGGUAGAGUAGGUCUGGUCAAAAUAGGCGAUGAUUGGCAACUUGGAGAGAUUGAUGAUGGAUGGGCUACAAGUCUCCCUACUUUAGAAGGCUUUCCUUACGAGAAGUAUGGGAUUCAGUCUCAGUCAUGAUACGUACUUACGGCAUGAGAUAACC